Molecule: messenger RNA, 1672 nt
Organism: Symbiodinium sp. CCMP2456
Lineage: Eukaryota; Dinophyceae; Suessiales; Symbiodiniaceae
Source: the annotation of a GenBank genome assembly
AUGCAAGCUGCUUCAUUCACCCAGGAUGAGAUUGACUUGGUGAUGCACCUACACUCGCAAGCUGAUAUGCAAUUCGGGCUGUCCCCGCACAUUGCACAUGCGUUCCUCUCCUCUGGAAUCCGACAAGGAUGCAGUCUUUCUCCACUCCUGUGGUCGCUGUCGACUGGACACAUAUAUCACAAAUAUAUGCAGCUCCUGCAGGCUGACAGGCUCACCGCGCAAACAGCCUCGCUUUACGCAGACGACGCGUUCUCCUCUUGGAUUUUUUGUCCCCCAGAAGACUUUCGUAAAGCUGUAAGGGCCACUGGUCUUCUGAUCCAGGCCCUGCAAGAAGCGGGACUACAGCUGAGCGUUGAUAAGACGGUUAUCUUGCUGUCUGCUACUGGCACGAGUCUGCAGUCUGUUCUCUCGGGAUAUAGGCAUGAAAUUGAAGGCGUCCCUCACUUCAGGGUGAGGGUGGGAAAACGGACUUACAGCUUUCGACUUGUCAGUGAACACACGAAGAUGGAUCUGGAGCAGAUCUCCCAGGAGGAGUUGCAGGAGGCGGCCGCGGACUUGCAGGCGCUCCAGACGGCAGCGCUCAUGGGCCAAAGCUUCAGCACAGACCGUGCCUACUCCAGUCAGCACCAGACCUGGGCCUCCCAGGAGCCCAAGCGAGGGAAGGGGAGGAACCAGGCGCAGCAAGGCCACCAGGCCAGAGACAACAGGAGGAGGGCCCACCCCAGCACCCAGGGACCUCACCAGGGGAACAGUCUCCCAAACAGCGCCCCCUUCGGUUCUUCUGGCCUCAGCAACAAGUCGACAACGAACGACCGCGAGCUGCUGUACAACAUGGCCACAGUGCUACUCCGGCACGAGGAUCAACUGAAUAUCCUCAAACAGUCCACUGCCAUGGUGGCCUUCCUGGGAACGGCACCCCUCCUCACCAUUGUCCCGACGCUCCACAAAGUGGGAGAGCAGUGGAGGGCCACCAAGGAAGCAGAUCCAACGGCCCUCAAACAUCCGAUCAGGCUGGUGCUUUUCCAGGCGUUGAUCAUGGAACUCAAACAACGAGUCUUGAAGCUAGAAUCCUGCCAGACCUCGUUUCAGGAUGCGCAGAGACUCUCGAUUGUCACGGAGCAAGGAGCGUUUCCGUACCAGGUGUGGAACAAAACCACCAAAGCUCCGGAGAUCGUCCCAAGCCUUCAGCCCCUGGAACAGCGAGACGUGAUUCAGAUGUUGGACGAGCUGAUGAUCCUUUCGGUGCAGGAUGGAGUGCUUCCCAGGUUUCAUCCAACGAGGGACCUGGCGCCUGCCAUGGAGGGACCCACCGUGACUUGGAUGAUCGAGCUGGGUCUUCGCAGUCCCAAAUCGUAUCGCACCUGGGAGCUACUACAGAGACUCUCGGGGUGUUCAGUGCUGCGCCUCAUUGCGGCGUCUCUCCGGCGCGAAAGAAUGGCGCGCUCCACAGCUGCUCAGAAAGUGGCUCAACUGCGGAGGACCGACAGUUUCGCACCACCUUUGGAGCACAGGCAACAGGAUGCAGCAGACUUCCUCACUUUCUUGCGCCAGCAAUCCCUGCUUUCCAGCUUUGGGGGACAAUGGCUCGUUAUGCAUGAGAGCCAACUCACAGAUGCCGGUAGCUCUCCAGCGCUCUACUCUGAGGCCAGGUGCGUGGCAUUGCAACUGAACA